AACCUAAUUCUCACACAAUUGCACAGAUUAAUAAUGUUAUCUAUGAUGAAUUACAAGCUGUAAAGAAUGCAAUUGAAGAUAAAUGUAUAGUAUCAGGAACAGAAGUAUUUCAAGUUAGGCUUUCAACUUACUUAAAUAAAUUUAAAAGUUUAGUCAAGAGGAAGACCAAGAUAGGAGUUCAAAAAGAAUUUGCAGCAAAACAUAUUGUAGGAGUUGAUUUAAAUACAGAAAACACACUUAACCUUAUUGUGAAGG
This is a messenger RNA of Funneliformis mosseae, 255 nucleotides long. The record is from the annotation of a GenBank genome assembly. NCBI's taxonomy places the organism in Eukaryota, Fungi, Glomeromycota, Glomeromycetes, Glomerales, Glomeraceae.